Arabidopsis lyrata subsp. lyrata is the source of this 755-nucleotide messenger RNA. RefSeq lists its product as uncharacterized. The record is from RefSeq and is a predicted model, not a curated record. The transcript has a single exon. The coding region runs from base 187 to 549 and encodes 120 amino acids. Lineage: Eukaryota; Viridiplantae; Streptophyta; Magnoliopsida; Brassicales; Brassicaceae.
AAAUCAAUUUGAGAGUGACAAAGAGCCAGCGAGGUUUGGAAACAGAAAGCGUGAAAAAGACCGUAUCAAGUAGAGUCCAGACUUUGGCUGCGUCUCGUCACCGUUGAUUAUUAUUCCGAUAGAUCGAUUUCUACUUGGUCCUCCUCUAAUUUUCUAUCCAAAUCUUGAAGAAACUGAUUCUGGUUAAUGCCUGUGAGUUACCCUGAGGUUACGGUGGUUGAAGAAGACAAUGAACAUAACGAGAGAGAUAAUGAUAACACCAUUAAGAAGAAGAAGAAGAAAAAGGAAGCUAAAGGGAAUCGAUUCUUGAUCCCUUUCGUCUCAAAAGCUAAGAAACGAAUCGUAUCUAAGAUCACAAGGAAACCCUUAUCUCCUGCUUCUUCUGGGUUUUGGAAAAGAGUUUGCUUUUGUGGAACUGAACCUACCAAUUCAUUGGAAUGGUCAUCUUCUUCCAAUCCUGACCCUGAAGAUGUCAACUUUACGCUUAGGGUUCUGCUACAGACCAAUGAUUUCUUCUCCAAGGACUCUAAUCCACAUCUCUGUUUGUAAGUUCAUCAAGUAUAGAUUUCACUUCUGUAUAGAUCUUCUUUCAAAAUUCAUCAAUACGAUAAUAUCCACAAGUGUGAUCAUCAAUGUUACUAAAGAUUUGUGCAGAACAAUAUUGAAAUUGGUUAUUGCCACAGAGUGAUUAUUGUUAAUCAAUCUUGUAUAUCCUCUUAUGCUCAUCAUUAAUAUCUGUGGGUCUUUCCUGUCUC